GCGAGCAGUUAUCUGUUUUGCUCCUGCUUAGAAAACGAGAUCGUUAAUGGACAUUGAAUGUGUGACAGCUGUGCUUGCUGGUUUCAGAUAUAAAUAUAGUGCUAGAAGAUCAUUCUAGGAUACAAUUUAAGCUAAGAAGAAAAACUAAAGAACAUGAAUAACUCUCCAGUCAACUUUCCCGGUCAUGAGGCAUCAAUCAACUCAACUGAAUCCUUAAGACCUUCGGAUUAUGUGGCACUAUCUUUGUACUGCCUAAACCUUCUGUUUGGUCUUCCUACACACAUCUAUGUUAUACAUCUCAUCAUCACAGGAGCGGGAAGUGGAAUUGUGGCAGAGUUUUUAAUGCUUAAUCUCUCUAUUUGUGAAAUUGGGAUCUGUCUGGAUAAUUUGAUCUUUGUACUGACAAUGUACUUUCCGAGUCUCUGGACAUUUAAUGCAUUUUUAAUAGGAUUUUGCAUCACCGGCCGUCCUCUGUUUCAGUGUUUGAUCUGUGUCGAGCGUUACCUGGCUGUGGUUCAUCCUGUAACCUUUCUGAAGUACAAACCUGUCAGAUAUAAAGCGAUCUGUUGCACUGCUGCCUGGAUCAUUUGUCUCGGAUCAUGUUUGUUCUGCAUGUUUACAGUAAUUUCAAAUUAUCCUGCCUAUGUAUGGUUCUUGACAAUGCAACUUUUUGUCUUCUUCCCCAUUCAGUUGUUUUGUUGUUUGGCUGUUCUCAGAGCUCUGAAGCAGUCAGGACCAGGAGAGAGAGGGAGAGAGAGAGAGGAGGAAAACCACAUGAAGAGAAAAGCGUUUUAUCUCAUUCUCAUAACUACUGUGACCACUGUUAUCUCAUAUGGUCCACUUACUCUCACAGGAUUAUAUAACAUUGUGACAAACAUACAUGAUCAGAUACUCUGGGUUUCAUCUUUGAGUUGUUUUUUAGUGGCUGGUUUUGUUCAGCCUGUUCUUUAUCUACACCGCACUGGAAAAAUCUCCUGCCUCUGUUGCCACAGAAAUCUACUAUCAUGA
Messenger RNA from Misgurnus anguillicaudatus (oriental weatherfish), 1008 nucleotides. The record is from RefSeq and is a predicted model, not a curated record. Lineage: Eukaryota; Metazoa; Chordata; Actinopteri; Cypriniformes; Cobitidae.